CAGCGACACCUCUUUGACUUGGACUUCGACGAUACUUCGACGUGGACAUUGGGCGCGCGUGGAAUUCGGAUGCACGAUGUGGAUAAAGCGGCACCGCAGCUGCCGCCGGAGCUAGAGCGGGAAAUCUGCGAGUUGGCAGGGUGGAAUGACGACGAGACGAUGCGGACGCUGAUUUGUGUCGCGCGCCGGUUUUAUGAAUGGCUAGAGCCACUGCGCUACCGCGUGGUGUCGCUGUCCAGCGCUGAGGACGACCUGUUUAUGUCCCACUUUCUCGGGCUCUUCCCCGAGUCGGCCGCGGGACUUCCUGGACCUCCCCCUUCAAGUUUGCCUCAGCCGGACCGCAGCAGCCAGGUGCGCCACCUGGCGCUGUCGUCCCAGAUGGCACGCUCUACCGUCGAGCAUAUUUUGCGCACGACGACGAAUGUGACGGACCUCGCGAUAUGGACGGGCGACACGUAUCCCGAGCUGCUGGAGGCGAUGCAGCCGUUGACCCAGCUUCGGCACCUCUCCGUCAACCUCUCAGAGCUUCUCUGGAACGUGGAUGACGUCGCGGCCCCGAGCGCUGCAAAGUUUCGCCCGUUUGCGCAGCUGACGCAUUUAGAUAUUUUCGGGCACAUGCCCCUGUCGGCGCAGAUGAUUCCCAUUCUCGGCAUGCUGCCCGCCCUGACGCAUUUGGCCCUGACGGACAUGUGGGACCCGCCCUUUAUCUGGAAGACUCUGGCGGAGUGUGGCGAGCGGCUUCGUGUCUUGGUGGUAUUGUGGACGGAUAGGGAGGAGGUGGACCCCGGGGUGCCGGACGAGUUCGCCUCGGAUGGGGAGCGCGCGGACGAGAUCGGUGACCCGCGCUUUUGCGCCGUUUACUGCUCGCAGUUUGAGGACGACUGGCGCCGCGGGGCUUGGGGGGAGCGUGACUUUUGGGCAAUGGCCGAGGAGCGCUUGCGGUGGAGGGCCGUGAAGCGCCAGCGCAAACUGGAAGGGAAUCUUAGAUCGGCAUGA
This is a messenger RNA of Mycena indigotica, 996 nucleotides long. RefSeq lists its product as uncharacterized. The record is from RefSeq and is a predicted model, not a curated record. The transcript has 3 exons. NCBI's taxonomy places the organism in Eukaryota, Fungi, Basidiomycota, Agaricomycetes, Agaricales, Mycenaceae. The coding region runs from base 70 to 996 and encodes 308 amino acids.